AUGAUGCCACACAAGACAGACGUCAUUCUGAAGGCCUAUAAUGAUAAUGCCACACAAGACAGAGACGUCAUUCUGAAGGCCUAUAAUGAUGAUGCAGGUGGACGCCAUCUCCUCUACAAAUCAAUUAUAGAUGUGUUCAACGAGAAGGCAGACAACUUUCCCGAUCAAGAAGUAUUUAUUCAUUGCUUUCCUGACGGAUCACGGCGAGCCAUAAGAUACAACGAGUUAAGAUACAAGGCCGAAAAUGUUGCAAAAUUUCUUGUUUCAUCAGGGGUUAAAGUCGGCGAUUCAGUCGGCAUAUUGGGACCAAACACAAUCGAAUGGAUUAUUGGUGAGGUAGCCAUUCUAAUGACCGGGGCGGUGUCGGUUCAUUUGUCGAAACCUCACGGAUCAUUUAAAGAAGCCUUCAAAUUGAUGAAAUACUCUGAAUGCAAGUCGAUUCUGUUAGAUCCCGAGAACGACAACAGUUUCAUAGACGACAUGAAAUCAUAUUGGCAAGACGAUAAAACAAAAGCUAAAAAUACUUCAGAUUUCCUCGGUGGUCCUGGCGUUGUUUUAUUAAAGAGCUGUGUUGAUUGUGAUCUCCCUGACGUGGAAACACUAGGACAAGACGAGACAAAAAAUGACGUGCAGCUUCCAACAUCGAUCUGUCCCGAGACAACUGCAAUUAUUUACAUGACGUCAGGAUCUACAGGAAAUCCAAAACAGGUCGAACAUUCCCACUUUGGCUUGGUCAACACACCGUUCGGUUUUAAAAGAUUGCAAGAUAAGACGAGAACUGUCGAAGUGGUGUACAAUGACAGACCUUUCUCGUGGAUGGGUGGAUCGAUCAUCCCAUGUCUUCUUCAUGGCAACACACAUGUGUUCAGAGAAGGGGGAAUAACUGUAGAGGAGAGAGGAGUGUUCGACAUUUGGCGAAUCAUAGUCGAAGAAAAAUGCACCAGUGCAUUUCUCUUUGAAAUCACAAUCUUGGAUCUGCUUGAAAAUGAGGCAGAAAUAUUGAAAAACAACUAUCGUUUAAACACGAUAAUCACAGGCCAAAUAAUAAACACGCUUGUCGCUGAUGCACAGGUGAAGUUUUGUAAUGAGAUUGUGACAGUUUAUGGGUCAUCGGAGAUGAAUAUUAUGAUGGCGAAUGCGGUGGAUUACAACUUGGUUAUUGGUAAAUUUGGAUAUCUUUACGAAGGGGUUGAGGUAAAAAUUGUUGAUGAUAAAUCAAAAACAUUGCCCAGAGAACAUUUCGGAGAAAUUUGCAUGAAAAGUCCUUGGAUGUUAAGGGGCUACAGGAAUGCAUCUACGAAGCAGGUGCAGGCUCUCUCCGAUGGAUGGAUGAAAACCAGUGACAUUGGUAGGAUAGACAUAAAAGGGAAUCUUUUCAUCAAAGGCAGAAAAGAAGACGUCAUUACAAGAUUCUCGUUGCAAAUUUUCUCGGGAGAAGUGGAAGAGUGCAUCGCGGACCUACCUGAAAUUCUACCAGCAGAUCUGGCACUGUCGGAUUGUUCUAUCCAUGUUUCCGAUGCGGAGCCUGAACAAGCUGAGGUCCUUCCAGAUCAAGCACAUGAGAUACAGCCAGAAAUAGAAGAACCAAGGAGCCAAGUCCUACUGUUCAAGAUGAAGAUUGUACGAAUCAUCCGGAUACUACUUAUGAAGCAACUUCAGCUGAGGAAAAGAAUAAAACAAGAAACCCAGAGGGCCUGUAUCGCUCACCUGGAUAAUAAAUCAACAUCAUAA
Molecule: messenger RNA, 1731 nt
Organism: Mizuhopecten yessoensis (Yesso scallop)
Lineage: Eukaryota; Metazoa; Mollusca; Bivalvia; Pectinida; Pectinidae
Product: 4-coumarate--CoA ligase-like
Exons: 3
Coding region: 1-1731 (576 amino acids)
Source: RefSeq, a predicted model, not a curated record